Molecule: messenger RNA, 1365 nt
Organism: Prosopis cineraria
Lineage: Eukaryota; Viridiplantae; Streptophyta; Magnoliopsida; Fabales; Fabaceae
Product: disease resistance protein Roq1-like
Exons: 2
Coding region: 1-1365 (454 amino acids)
Biological process (GO): signal transduction; defense response
Molecular function (GO): ADP binding
Source: RefSeq, a predicted model, not a curated record
AUGGCUGUGUUUGCUUCUGCUUCUUCUUCCCGAGUGAAAUAUGAAGUUUUCAUCAGCUUUAGAGGUUCAGACAUCAGAUUUGGUUUUCUCGGCCAUUUGACAACGGCGUUGCGUGGAAAGCAGGUUGAUGUCUAUGUGGAUGAGAGGCUGGAGGGAGGAGAUGAAAUAUCGUCUGCACUUGAGGAAGCCAUAAAAGGAUCAAAGAUUGCGUUGGUCAUAUUCUCAAAAGAUUAUGCUUCUUCAACGUGGUGUCUGAACGAGCUUGUCAAAAUCAUGGAAUGUAACGAAGCAAAUGGACAAAUUGUGUUACCAGUUUUCUAUUAUGUCAAUCCUUCAGAUGUCAGGCAUCAAAAAGGCACUUAUGCAGAAUCAUUUGCACAUCUUGAACAGAAGUUCAAGGAUAACUUGAACCAGUUGCCAAUUUGGGGAUGUGUCUUGAAAAUUUUUGCCUACUUAUUUGGUUAUCAUUCAUUUAAUGAUCAUGAACAAAGGUUCAAGGAUAAUAUGGGCAAGUUGAAAAUUUGGAGAUCUGUCUUGAAGAAAACCGCAGGCUUAUCUGGUUAUCAUUCAUCAAAUUUUCAAAACGAAUCACAGCUCAUUGAUGCAAUAGUCCAAGAUGUCCUAAAAAAAUUGAAAGAUCACAACCUAGUUGUGCCAAAAUCCCAGCUUGUUGGAUUUGAUCACAAUCUCGACAUUGUUGAAUCAUUAAUGAAAAUUACGUCACAGGAAGUUCGAGUUCUUGGUAUUUGGGGUGUUGGUGGCAUAGGCAAAACCACCUUGGCUAGAGCUACAUUUGACAAAUUCUCUUCUCAAUUUGAAAGCUGUUGCUUCUUAGAAAAAGUGAGAGAGGAAUCAACAAGGAUCGAUGGUUUGAGUCGCUUGCGUCAAAAGCUUCUUUCUGAGCUAUUACACCUAGACAAAGAUGUCACCAUAGAAGAGGAUGGUGCAAGGAGAAGACUGUCAUGGAAAAAGGUCUUGAUUGUGCUUGAUGAUGUGUCCGAUUCAAAGCAAUUAAAAGAUCUAGCUGGACAGCAACUUUACUUGGGACUUGGCAGUAGAGUAAUUGUAACAAGUAGAGACAAGCAUGUUUUUAGGAGUGGAGAGAUUCAUGAUGAAUAUAUACAUGAAGUCAAGGAGUUGAAUUUUGAAGAAUCACUAAAACUUUUUAGUUUACAUGCCUUCAAACAAACUCACCCCAGUAUGGGAUAUGAAAAGCUAUCAGAAAUGACAGUUGCCUAUGCUACAGGCAUUCCUCUAGCUUUAGAAGUUUUGGGUUCCCAUUUUCAUUCUAGAGAUAAGGCAUACUGGGAGAGUGAGCUCAAGAAACUCAGAAAGUAUCCCCGUCCAAAAUUCAAAAUAUAUUGA